Messenger RNA from Orbicella faveolata, 3064 nucleotides. RefSeq names its product core alpha-(1,3)-fucosyltransferase-like. Gene Ontology annotation, cellular component: membrane. The record is from RefSeq and is a predicted model, not a curated record. Lineage: Eukaryota; Metazoa; Cnidaria; Anthozoa; Scleractinia; Merulinidae. Gene Ontology annotation, molecular function: fucosyltransferase activity.
ACGGCAACAUUUAAUCCCUUUUUUUAACGAGUCAUGCACUAGUGCAAAUCGCUGCUUUAAAAAUAGCGGUUUGCAUAGUUCUUCUCGAUAGAACACGGCUCUUGAAAUUCUUCAGUCUAUUUUUAUUACUUACCGGUUUUCCAGGGGCCAAAACUUUCGAAAACCGGCUUGCCUGCUUAAUUAUAUUAUUUAUUAUUUUUAUCUGCAGAUGAGACUUAUUUAUACUUGUUUGGAUAUUGAAAACCUCAAUAGACAUUCUAUCUUGCAAGGUCAGAUUCAUAAAGACAUCUUGAUACUAAAAACAUCGACGGCACCUGCCAGGGAGGGCAAAACAAACACCGUGGCAUACAACGUUUGCAUAUUUCGACGACAGAGAGGGGAUAGGGUUGGUGUUUCUUGAUAAAAAUUCUGCUUUUUCCCUCCAAAUAUUCAGACUUUACUGCGAGGUACUCUAAGCGCAAUUCUUAAGCUUUGUCUUAUAACAAGUAACAAGGAAGUCUUGGGUAGUUUCCAUUUAAAAUGCUGACAAUUCGACGUACCAAGUUUUUCGGAUAUGACUUGUUCCUGCUAAUUUCGCUGACUUUAACCAUUUUCGCUUUGGCAAUUCUUAUUCCUGCAUUUAAUGGGACGUCAAGAGAAACUCGCUACUCUCAGAAGUGGAAAGUUAUUUUAUUUUACACCAAGAUAUUCGGUGUCCGCCCGACGUCAAUAUGGUCACGGACAUCUCUUCAGUCGUGUCACGUGCCUUGGUGUAUUAUAUCUGAUGACAAAGAGUUAUUGCGUGACAGUGACGCUGUGAUUUUCCACGGCAGAGACAUGCCAAGUGUAUUGCCUACAGAACGAUCCACCAAUCAGCGAUGGGUUUAUUUCGUUCAAGAAAAUCCUCAUUACACUUCACCUGAGCCCUCUAAGUAUAACGGAGUAUUUAAUUGGACAAUGACAUACAAGCGAUUGUCAGAUGUGUGGGUUCCUUAUGGUAGUUACAGAACAAUUCUAAACACCUCUUUUCUCAGCCAGCACGACUCUUUAGCAGGUAGGUGGGUAGACCGUUGUUUCACAUUAUCUAGCAGUAAAAUUGUACUCAGGUUUGAUUGCAAUAUGGCAUUUGCUUCGUUAUGUCUAGAUAGAAACUUUUCAGCCGAGAAGACCAGACUGGUGGCCUGGGCCUCAAGUCAUUGCUCGUCACCAGCGUUCCUCCGUGAACAGUAUGUAGAGCAGCUUCAGUUGUACAUUCCUGUCGACGUAUUUGGUAAAUGCAAUCCCAAUGCUUCUCCGUGCCCUCGUGGAAGCCAACAGUGUGACGCCUUGUUGAGCUCGUACAAGUUUUACUUAGCUUUUGAAAAUGGAUUCUGCGAAGACUACAUCACGGAAAAGUACUGGGAACAGGCUUUAGAGCAUGACUUGGUUCCAGUAGUUAUGGGAGGAGCUGAUUACAGUAAACUAGUGAUUCCAGAAUCUUACAUCAAUGUACUGGACUUUUCUUCCAUCAAGAGUCUUGCAUCAUAUUUGAAAGCUCUUGAUAGGAACAGCACCGCUUACAACGAAUAUUUUCACUGGAAGAAAAAGUACGCAACCGAGCCGAUAGUAGCGCUAUGCAAACUGUGCGGAAUGUUACAUGACGAGUCUUUGGCAAGCAAGGUACACUGGGAUUUAGGGAGCUUCUGGGGGGUAAAGGAAAAUUGUAUGCGACAUUCAAAAACGAUAAAUGAUCAAAUUUGAUCCAGGUGGAACAAGCUAUAGGUUCUGAGAUCAAGAAAUGAUAAUUAGUCCAACCUCCACCUCGCUCUUACUAAAAGUGCAUUUCAAAUAAGGUUUGGAAAUAACAGAGACUUCGUUUACGUCAAACAAGUUCGAAUAUAUAUGGCCUUUCUGGAAUAGCCAUCUUUAGCUUCGUAUGUAAAUCACCCAUUUCAGAUCAUGUGUUUUCUACAGACUUACGGAAAUCUGUAAGGAUAUUAAUUUGUUCCUCAAAAAACUUGUCAGGACAGUGUGCAGUUAAGAAUUGAUUGACACAGGAAGGUGUAACAGAAAUCGCUGAACACAGCACCACGUGCAGUCGAGGAUAAUUAGUGAUUUUCCCGUGAGGCUUCGUACUUCUGUCUUUCCUGUCUCGGCUCUGACCCUGUGUAUGGAACGAGUCGAUUCGAAACCUUCUCUCCAGGACGUCAAAUACCUCUACAAAGUAUUUUCGUAUUCUUCACUCUUCGGCGAUGAUAUGUACACAGAGAAAGUAAAACAAAAGAUCAUAAUCAGUUGUUGUUUACUGCUCAGUGAAUGCAGUAUGACGGAUCUUUUUGUUCCAAUGUAUGAUACAAAUAGCCAACCUGAUCAGGACAUGUUCGUUUCUAACCUUGUUAGUGUUCAAUUGGAAGAGACCAAAGAUAAACUAGGAAGAUGUAUCUUAAUCCUUCAUUUAAUGUGCUAUUCAAUACAGUUCAAACAGUUGCUCGGCUUGAUUUUUAUAGAAAGAAGGGACUCGCACUUUCUUUAAAACUAGUGAAAAUAUUUGUGCAAGUCAAACGCUUUCCUGACUGUACCAGAGGACUUACAAGGCCUCAAUUCUGAAUCAGCCUUAGAGAUCUUUACCACAUUCAUUGAAGUAUUAAAAUUUGUAAUGAAACUUGUAAGACAUUACUUAUGUUUGGAAACGAUGCGUUUCUUCCUUUUUCAGUAACUGCGUCGUGUAACAUUCAGUGAAUUCGUAAUAUAUAUUUAUAUUCUAAGUGGCAUUUGACUAAUUGAAACAACUGAAACUAAAUAGAGAGAGACUAAAGGCACUUACAAAUUUCAAGGUCAUUACGAGUUCAGUUCUAGUCAAAGAAAUGUAAGAGAGAGAGAACGAUGUACAGGAACUAAAAAUCAUAGAAUGCUGACUUAGUCAAUUGCAGAAUACAGUGUCUGUACUCCCUUCAUAGGCUCAGAAAACCGCAAAGCCUUUCCUACCGAGUUCAAAUAAACUGCCAAUGGUGAUUUCAUUACGGAAACUGAUCCCAAAUUACUAAACCAGAUUAGGUCACUAACAAUCAACAGUGAGUUCUUCACAUACAGUACAUCAUGUAUGAUA